Molecule: messenger RNA, 591 nt
Organism: Aureobasidium musti
Lineage: Eukaryota; Fungi; Ascomycota; Dothideomycetes; Dothideales; Saccotheciaceae
Source: the annotation of a GenBank genome assembly
AUGGAAACAUUCCGCGGUAUCCCCAUCUCCCGGAUUCGCGAGCACUUUAUGCGCGAAGGCCACAGAAACGAAAUAAAAGGAGAAGAAGCGCGCGAAGAACAAGAAAAGAACCUGCGGAAGAAGGAAAAGGCACAAGCUGAGAAGGCCAAACUUGAGCAGCAGAAGUCGGGGGCAAAGAACAACAUCUCGCAGGAUCUUGCUGCCAUGUACAUCCAAGAUGCCACUCCUGUUCUUGCCGACGAUCGCAAAUCGAGCAAUGUCGAAGACAACACCGCUACAGCUGCAACCUCUACUCAACAACCCAAGCUCUCGAAGCGCCAGAAGAAGACUUUACUCAAGAAGGCCAAGCAAGCCCAGGACGCGACUCCUACCCCUGACCUCGCUGGUUCUCCGAUCACUGGUGACUGUGCUUCCACACCUAACGGCAUCAAGCCCAAAGUCUCCGAACAUGAUGAGAGCGAGAAGGACAACAAGGUCGAUGGCGGUGGUCACGAAGAGUCCGAGCACGGCGAUGAGGGUAAGGNNGAAGUCGCUACUGAGUCUGAUGUGGAGGCUGUAAUGGAUACUGUCGCAAAGCGUUUCGGUCAGUGA